Messenger RNA from Rhizophagus irregularis DAOM 181602=DAOM 197198, 345 nucleotides. RefSeq lists its product as uncharacterized. The record is from RefSeq and is a predicted model, not a curated record. Lineage: Eukaryota; Fungi; Glomeromycota; Glomeromycetes; Glomerales; Glomeraceae.
AUGAAGAUAUUGCAAGACUUAGUCAAAGAAAAAGUGGAUUGGUAUUUGGAUGAAUUAGUGGGAGAACUCGAAUUAUGGACAGGAAAAUUAGUUUCUAUUUCAACUCUAUGGCAUUCUUUAGUUUAUUGUGGAAUUAGUAGGAAAAAGUUACAUCGAGCAGCUCAUGAGCAAAAUGAACUCCUCAGAAAUACAUUUAUUGCAAAAGUUGGACAUGAUUAUAGACCUGAGCAACUUAUUUUUAUGGAUGAAGCUUCAAAAGAUGAACGUAGUUUGUCUCGUGAGUAUGGGUAUUCUUUUAAAAAUACCUUGGCAAUAAAGAAAAACGUGUUUGUACGUGAUGUAUGA